Messenger RNA from Jaculus jaculus (lesser Egyptian jerboa), 2155 nucleotides. RefSeq names its product tubulin tyrosine ligase like 10 (gene Ttll10). Lineage: Eukaryota; Metazoa; Chordata; Mammalia; Rodentia; Dipodidae. The record is from RefSeq and is a predicted model, not a curated record. The coding region runs from base 692 to 2155 and encodes 487 amino acids. The transcript has 10 exons. Gene Ontology annotation, biological process: protein modification process.
CUCUGCAGAGGUUAUGGGUCUCCUCCCUCUUUCUAGGCUUUCUCUCUGUUCCAUGGACUUAGUCUUUUUGUGGGCAGACACAAAGUUUGUGUUACUGACCAUCAUAUGGCUGCUGUCAUUGUUAGCAUUUCUUUGCUGCCCUGUCAAUUCACAGACCAAUUUUCCUCUUUGGAGAUGACCUGCUCCCAUCCAAAGACCUCAGCUUGUUCUUUCCUUCCCAGUCACAGGGCUGUCAACAACAUUUCUCUAUCCUACUCACAAAGGCAUGCUUGACUUGUAUUCUUGAAUUCUGAGAUGGCUUCAGAAAGCCCUUGAUCAACAGCCCACAAACUGGGUAUUUCCUUGAUGUGAGGCAGAAGGACUUACCCAGGAACUGGCUUUAACAUGCCCUGCACUGUUCCAAAGCUAGAAAGGAAAGCAGCAUUCAGGGCAUGGAUGCUUGGAGAGGACUGUCCAUGGCUACAAAGGGCCUAUGCCAGCAGGACCUGGGCUGAAUUCCUGAGCAGCCAUGUAGAUUGGGAAGACCCCUGCUUGGAGCUAUGAGCCCUUCUGCCUUCCAAGCCUGCGGAGAGCCCCCUGCCUCCAGCAGGACUGACGGCCACCCCCUUGCAGCAGACAGAGAGGCUGCCCUCGGUGAGUCCAGCGCAGUGUCAGCAGUGGAAGACUCACUCGGCAGAGGAAGGACGCAAAGAUGGCCUUGCGCCCACAGACUGGCAAGCCCCAUUGCCACCACAGAGAAGGGAGUGAGCCACAAGCAGAAGCCACAGGGCAGGAUGCCAAGACAUGCCCUUCUCCAGGCAAGGUGGGCCUGACUGUGUGUCCCAUCCAAGGGCUGAGACUUCGGGCUGUUCAAAGGCCCCACAGAAGUGUGGGGACUGCAUUUUCUUUAAGGGUUCCUCGCUCUGGUGCCCUCAUGCCUGCAACGCGCAGCCACACCAGAUUCAUCCACUGCCGGGGUCAGCCCACUCGGACCCACGCCAAGUCCAAGAGACCCAAGCGGUCCAGGGUUCGGAGGUGCCACACUCAGGUGCCAGGCUGGACCCAUGAGAGACAAAUGAGAAGCAGUGUCAAGGAAGAGCUCCAGCCUCAGUUAAACCAGCUGAACCAAGAUGCAGACCUCCUGAAAGAAGCAGCAGCUUCUUUCAAUACCACACUGGACCCCCUGGAGGAGUUCCUGCUGGAAGAAGACAAGCUGCCGCCCAGUCCUGGGCAGGGCCCCUUGUUCUACAUCGGAGGCACCAACGGGGCCUCAAUAAUCAGCAACUACUGUGAGAGCAAGGGCUGGCAGCGCACCCAAGACAGCCACUGCAAAGACUACAGGCUGAAGUGGUGUGAGAUCAAGUGCAAGGAAAACUACUACAGCUUCCAGGAAGGCCAGCAGCUGCUAUUUCAGCUCCCCAACAACAAGCUACUGACCACCAAAAUUGGGCUGCUCAGCGCCCUGAGGGAAUAUGCACGCAUCCUGAGCAAAUCCAAGAUGCUGUCCAGUGCCCACCCCAAGGUCCUGAAAAUGGAAGACUUUUUCCCAGAGACCUAUCGCUUGGACAUCAAGGAUGACAGACAGGCCUUCUUCAGUGUGUUUGAUGAAACCCAGAUAUGGAUCUGCAAGCCCACAGCCUCCAACCAGGGAAAAGGCAUCUUUUUGAUCAGGAGUCAGGAGGAGGUCACCACCCUGAAGGCCAAGACUCAGAACAUAGAGGACGACCCCAUCUUCUGCAAGAUGUCCUUCAGAGCACCUCAGGCGCGGGUGGUGCAGAGGUAUAUCCAGAACCCACUCCUUCUGGAUGGGAAGAAGUUUGAUGUGCGCUCCUACCUGCUCAUUGCCUGCGCCAUGCCAUAUAUGGUCUUCUUUGGGCAUGGCUAUGCUCGUCUCACACUCAGCCUGUAUGACCCUCAUUCCAACGACCUCAGUGGCCACCUAACCAACCAGUUCAUGCAGAAGAAGAGUCCCCUGUACGUGCUGCUGAAGGACAGCACCGUGUGGAGCAUGGAGCGCCUCAACCGCUAUAUCAACAACAAGUUCAGGAAGACCAGAGGCCUCCCCAGAGACUGGGUCUUCACCACCUUCACGUGCUCUGAGAACUCCUCACCGUUACCAUCCUACACCCACUUCCACCAUCGAGAGGAGCAGGGCCAGGCCCAGAGCAGGACGUAG